CGGGAAGGCGGGGAGAUGGCGGCGGCGAUAGCGCGGAGGGGCGCGGCGCUGGCUAUGGUGCUGGCGCGGAGGGGGAUGUGCUCCGCCUCGGCGCCCGCGGCGGCGGCGGCGGCGCUAUCGUCGGAGGAGCUCAUACGGAUGGAGCAGGACUGCAGCGCGCACAACUACCAUCCGAUUCCAAUGGUGUUCUCCAAAGGGGAAGGUUCGCACAUAGUGGACCCUGAAGGCAACAAAUAUAUUGACUUCCUGUCUGCUUACUCUGCAGUCAAUCAGGGCCAUUGCCAUCCAAAAGUACUGAAGGCGUUGAUAGAGCAAGCAGAGAGGCUCACACUUAGUUCCAGAGCUUUUUACAAUGACAAGUUCCCAGUCUUCGCCGAGUAUUUGACUAGCAUGUUUGGGUAUGAUAUGAUGCUGCCAAUGAACACUGGAGCUGAAGGAGUAGAAACAGCUAUUAAAUUAGCAAGGAAAUGGGGCUACGAAAAGAAAAAGAUACCCAAGAACGAGGCUUUGAUUGUCUCUUGCUGUGGAUGUUUUCAUGGGCGGACUUUGGGUGUCAUUUCUAUGAGCUGUGACAAUGAUGCAACUCGUGGUUUUGGUCCUUUAGUUCCUGGCUAUCUUAAAGUUGAUUUUGGGGACAUCAAUGGGUUGGAGAAAAUCUUUAAAGAGCAUGGGGAUCACAUAUGUGGUUUUUUGUUUGAACCAAUCCAAGGAGAAGCUGGGGUAAUACUCCCACCAGAUGGCUAUUUGAAAUCUGUGAGAGAUUUGUGUUCUCUGCACAACAUUUUAAUGAUUGAUGAUGAGAUCCAAACAGGCAUAGCUCGAACUGGCAAAAUGUUGGCAUGUGACUGGGAAGACGUACGACCUGAUAUGGUGAUUCUAGGCAAGGCACUUGGUGCUGGAGUAGUUCCCGUAAGUGCAGUUCUCGCGGAUAAGGAUAUCAUGCUGUGUAUCAAACCAGGAGAACAUGGAAGUACAUUUGGUGGAAACCCAUUGGCAAGUGCUGUGGCAGUCGCAUCACUGAAAGUGAUCAAAGAUGAAGGUCUUGUUCAAAGAGCUGCAGAGUUAGGUGAGGAUUUCAGAAAUCAGCUACGUAAGGUUCAACAGAAAUUUCCUCAUAUUAUCAGGGAAAUACGUGGGAGAGGUUUGCUUAAUGCGGUGGACCUAAGCAACAAAGCUUUAUACCCUGCUUCUGCAUAUGAUAUUUGCAUUAAGCUCAAGGAGAGAGGCAUUCUAGCAAAGCCUACACAUGACACCAUAAUUCGAUUAGCCCCUCCUCUUUCAAUCAGUUCAGAGGAGCUCGCAGAAGCAUCAAAAGCACUCAGCGAUGUGCUUGAGCAUGACUUGCCACAGCUGCAGAAACAGAUCAAGAAACCAGAAUCCGAGGCAAAACCACCAAUCUGUGAUAGAUGCGGCCGGGAUUUAUAAGGUUUGACUGAGUAUCGGGGCAGAGAUGAGGUAUCCACAAUUUCAGGGUUAACAUCCCCUAGAAUAACAAACAUGGAGUUCUCACUGUGCGUCGUGCCUAACUCACUGUAGUAUACAACGCUUUGUUGUGUUCUCUAUUAAUGUGUCAUCCUUACACUGGUUGCAAAUAAAUAAAUGGAAUACAUUUGCCCUGAAA
Molecule: messenger RNA, 1621 nt
Organism: Lolium rigidum
Lineage: Eukaryota; Viridiplantae; Streptophyta; Magnoliopsida; Poales; Poaceae
Product: ornithine aminotransferase, mitochondrial
Exons: 10
Coding region: 16-1425 (469 amino acids)
Cellular component (GO): cytoplasm
Molecular function (GO): identical protein binding; L-ornithine transaminase activity; pyridoxal phosphate binding
Source: RefSeq, a predicted model, not a curated record